Molecule: messenger RNA, 378 nt
Organism: Letharia columbiana
Lineage: Eukaryota; Fungi; Ascomycota; Lecanoromycetes; Lecanorales; Parmeliaceae
Exons: 1
Coding region: 1-378 (125 amino acids)
Source: RefSeq, a predicted model, not a curated record
AUGCCCAGCGCUCCCAUACAGAGCCCCGGCACGUCAUCCGCAAUCUUCAACUCGCCGGAGGCAUUGACCGACCCACGGGAGCACCCGGUGGCAGGUGUCACUUUCCCUGAUUCCUUCCAAGUCUCUCAGAAUCGAACACCUUCCCUCCUCACUCACUCCCCACGCAGAACCUACUCCACUCCUCUCAUCCAACAGCCUCCGACCAUCGUUGCACGAUGUGUAGCAUCACCUGGACCACAGGAUGCGUUGUUGUGGGGACCAGGAUUGUACCUGUCGUCGCGUGCCCCGGUCAGCUAUCCGGCUCGUCCCAAGCGCAGUUCAGUUGGAUCAAACAUGGCCAAUGCCCUGACCUCGGGCCAUUCUUGCGGAAAAUUAUAA